CUUACGGUGCAACCUCAGACCAGUGCUUACUCCUUCAUUUCGUUCCUAUUUCGAGUAUUUUUUUUUACCACCAUAACGCCCUGUAGGACACUACCUUGGACGACCACGUUUUCUCUGUUCGUUCGCUUCAGCAAAUGCCAGUCGAAAGGGCUCAGGAUGAGCCACCUCUCUUAGCAAGCCAACCGGCGGCGGAAUUCAGGAAAAAAGAUGGAUCCCUCUCCAAAAUGCGGUCUCACAAAGGCAAUGUGCCUAUCCUACCACAGACGAAGCUUUGUCCCCAUUGCCCAGCCAAGUUCACCCGGACUACUCAUCUAAAUCGACACCUCCGCACUCACACCGGGGAGCGGCUGCAUCACUGCAACUCGUGCAGCUCUCAAUUCACUCGCAGCGAUCUACUGGCGCGGCAUAAGAAGCGAUGUAACACCGAACAGGAUUCUUUACGCAGAAAGUCUUGUGUGGCCUGCACAGAGUCGAAAAUAAAAUGUGACCGCCAGCAACCAUGCACCAAGUGCGUCUCUCGAGGGAAGGAGUGUGUUUUUCUAUCUAUACCGCCAGCCAAAACGACGGAGGCAUCUGCUUCCUCUCCGCCACCAACACCUCCCGCCCUUACAACAACUGUAGACGUAUCGUCGUUGGAUCGGUCGGUCGGGCCCAUAGAAGGCUCUUCCUCCGGCAAUACUGCAUCAGAUGCUCUUCAGCGAUUUGCGUCAACCCAGGGCCAUGAUUUGCAUACUCCAGGGCCUGGACUUUUGGCUACCCCGCAUGCUGACGAGAUGGGCCGUGGCGGGUUCGCGUCUCUGUACAGUAACGACUUUUUCGAGCCGCUCUUUACGGAUAUCUUCAUGCCGCGCCCCACGUCUCCCAAUUCUUUCCCACUCACUGAGGACAGUCCCAGAAGCUCCGAUACGGGAAACACGCCGGAUCAGUCUCUAUUUACGACCGGUUACAUAGGCCCGACCCCCUUCUUCAAGAGCAUUGGCUUAUUCCCUUCUGAGACGUCUAUCGGCACUUCUGUACAGCCAGCCAUAAGUAAUGUACGAUCUUUUCCUGCUGGCUCUUCGAGCAGCAAUAUCGAUACACUAUCACCCGAAAUACAACACUAUCUUUAUUUUUUUAAUUCCGCUUUCUUGAUGCAAAUGCCAAUUGUACAUGCACCGACGUUCACCAUUGACAAUAAGCCUGCUUUGCUCGUUAAUGCUAUGCAAGCUUGUGGUGCACUUUAUGUCAAAACGAGGAAAGCUGUAACAUUUAUCGAACAAGUCUUGGCUACAGCAAGAGAUUCGCUGGUGCAAGCUUUUGCGGCUGGUCCAAAGGAUUCUUCCGAGACGCUAGAGUUAAUUCUCGCUGUAUUACUUCUCCAAACAAUUGGGCUGUUCCAUCAAAAAUCUGAUCAACGUUCCUCAUCCACAAUAUUUCACGGUAUGCUCGUCCAGAUGAUACGUCGUGCCGGCCUCAUCCCUCGAAACGCAGCAUGGGAACCUGGGAGCAUAGAUCCUUCAAACGUCGAUGCUCUUUGGCGCGAUUGGGCUAUGUAUGAAAUGACGAAACGGCUUUUAUCGCAGUCGUAUCUCCUUGAUUGUUGCCAUGCGAUUUAUUUUGCCACUGCGCCAUCUUAUCGCAUCGGAGAAUACCUGAUUAACCUUCCAGGAGAAGAUGCGCUUUGGACGGCCAAGUCUGCUGAAGAGUGGUUUGCGAUUCUUCAAACGGCCUCACCGUAUGGUUCUGUUCAAAUGCGAUUAGCUGGACCCAAUAUGCGGCAGUGUUUGGAUUCAAUGUUACAAGGAGAGCCACAACUGCUUUCGCAGCCUAUGGUUAUCACCCCUUUCGGCCAUUUUGUUCUUGCCCAUGCCAUCCUCCGUAACCUUUUCGAUGUAUGUAUUGAAAGCCGGAUGCCCACGCAAGGCAAUACGAGUGAUCAAGCCUCAGUCACCAGAGAGAUAUACACAAUCCAGUAUGCGUUGCACAAUUGGCUUCGAAGCUGGCUCGCUUCACCGGAUGUUCCUAAACCCGGGAGUGAUCCUAAUAGUGACCCUGCGUUCGUUGAUAACGCUCUACCGUUCUACUGGUUCGGCCAAAUAUCUUUAUUCGCCUACCAGGAAGGCUUGCCACCUUUUGAGCCAUCCUGUCCCGAACACCUGAAAGUAGAACCUAGGUUCAGGUUGGCGAAGCAGUGGUUUAAACACAUUAGGAAGUUUCUUAGCCAAAACAACCAGGACGCAACGAUGUUUUGGGAUGAGCUUAUCAAAGUGCGGCUGCAGGCGUGGCAGUUUGAACGAGAAACGUAUCCUGAGGAUUCAGAAGGACUGUUGGCGUUUUUCAACAACCAGUGAUAGUGGGGCAUAUUGUUAAUUUUGUUGAGGUCUAUUUAAGGCGGACUGAAGUGGGUUAGCAAUGAAAUAUUAUUUGCACAUCCAC
Molecule: messenger RNA, 2415 nt
Organism: Guyanagaster necrorhizus
Lineage: Eukaryota; Fungi; Basidiomycota; Agaricomycetes; Agaricales; Physalacriaceae
Exons: 9
Coding region: 135-2330 (731 amino acids)
Biological process (GO): regulation of DNA-templated transcription; DNA-templated transcription
Molecular function (GO): DNA binding; DNA-binding transcription factor activity, RNA polymerase II-specific; zinc ion binding
Source: RefSeq, a predicted model, not a curated record